Messenger RNA from Penicillium cosmopolitanum, 870 nucleotides. RefSeq names its product N-acyl homoserine lactonase family protein. The transcript is spliced from 4 exons. The record is from RefSeq and is a predicted model, not a curated record. Bases 1 to 870 code for a protein of 289 amino acids. Lineage: Eukaryota; Fungi; Ascomycota; Eurotiomycetes; Eurotiales; Aspergillaceae.
AUGGCCAUUCCAAUGCAGAAACUCAUUCCAGGCGUGAUUCCUGCGUACGCAUGCCCAGAGGGCACCAAAAUGCACAUUCUGAACUUGGGUACUUUGAAUGUCGAUGAAGGGUGGCUGCUCAAUGGCUCCAAUGGAGGCUCGGCGAGCAAUCCCAAUCCCGUCAACAAAAGAAGAGAUCUAAUGUUAAUUGCUGGAUUGAUUCACCACCCUGAGAUAGGUCUCAUCCUUUUCGAGUGUGGUGCUACGGAAGAUGUACAGACGGAAUGGGGAAAUGAGGCUACAGAUUUAUUUCCCCGCACUUCCUACAGCGAGCAGCAUCACCUGCCCGCGGCAAUCAAAAGUGCCGGAUAUGAAAUCAAAGAUGUGAAGGCCGUGAUUAUGGGGCAUUUGCAUUUAGACCACGCCGGUGGAUUAGACCAUUUUCGAAACACGGGAGUCCCGAUACAUGUUCAUGAGGAGGAAUUUAAGCACGCCUGCUGGGCAGCGGCAACCAAUUCUGAUAGUGGGCUAUAUUUACCACUACUUGAAGCUCGAUGGCACGUUAAACUGGCAGACAUUCAACGAUACCCAGUUAGACUUGUGUACAGGAAUUACUUUGUACCACUGCCCGGGACAUACCCAGGACUAUGCAUCAUGCAAGUCAAUCUUCCAAAUGAUGGAACAUUUAUUUGGACGACAGAUCAAUAUCAUGUGCGCGAGAACUUCGAGUUAAAUUGGGCUCAUGGAUGGCUUCUGCGCGAUUAUCGAAGCUGGCUCAGCAGUGGAAACUUCAUCCGGCGACUACAAAAAGCAUUUUCGGCGAAGCUCAUCUUCGGUCAUGACUAUUCUACGGCCGACGAGCUGAUCAAAAGCAAAAACUACUACAAUUGA